Molecule: messenger RNA, 1202 nt
Organism: Brassica oleracea var. oleracea
Lineage: Eukaryota; Viridiplantae; Streptophyta; Magnoliopsida; Brassicales; Brassicaceae
Exons: 5
Coding region: 141-1070 (309 amino acids)
Molecular function (GO): DNA-binding transcription factor activity
Source: RefSeq, a predicted model, not a curated record
CCGACGAAGAUUCUCUAUCUCCAGAUGGUACAUUCGAAAGGGAGAAAUAGAUCUUAAGAAAGCUUAAAACAUGGAGACUUUGAACUUUCUUUAAACUCCCACGCUAAGAAGAUCUGUUUUCAUCUCAGAAGCAGAGGAAAAUGUGUAGUAACAUAAGCAGUGGAAGCUAUGGAGGAGACAGAGACUUCUUACAACGAGAUGAUUACUUUGGUUCUUGUCCGAAAAAACAGAAGAAAGAUAAAGUACGACGAAGAGGACCUGGUGUCGCCGAACUCGAGAAGAUCCGUUUAGAAGAAGAGAACAAAUCUCCUUCUCUUGUAACUCCGCAUUCUUCUUCUUUAUCAUUACCAAGAACCGAUCACACUCUCUUUUUUCCUCCUCCUCCUCCUCCACAGCUUCCUUUGCCGUCCUCUUACACCACUAAUCAUAUUUUCCGGUCACCGGCGACGGUGAUGCCUCAUAACUUUGAUUUGCCGUUGUCGUCUUACCUCUCGAACGGAUCUUUCCCUAUGGAUAUGAUUCCUCCAGUGCCGUUUUUGCAUAGGAAGCAGAAUUAUCCGAAUCAUCAGACAAUGAAUCUUGCGAACCCAUCUCCAGGACCAGGAAGAUUAUACCAGUUCAUAGAGCCCCCUUCAAACCAAAGAUCUUGCGUCGAUAAUGUCUCUCAGAUUCUUCAGGAAGAAGAAAAGGUUGUCAUGAGUGCGAAGAGGCCGUGGCAUUUUCUCGCAGACACCACCACGAAAGCUAGCGUUGGACCAAUCUCAAGGGAGUUGAAACAUAACCGGUCGUUGGAUAUGAGAUUGAUAAGUACGGUCCAAGAUUCCGGUACAAUGAUUUGCAACCCUAUCUCCAUUGAUUCACCUACCUCCAUUACGCGUGAUUUUAACGUACAGUAUGAACAACAGCAACCAGAGCAAGACUUUGAUGAGAACAUGCAAUGGAGAAGUAAGAAGACUUUCUAUAGCUUCAUACCCUCUAAUGAUCAGAGCAAUAUUGGACGAGAAUACCGAGCCUGUGAGCCACAUGAAUCUGCCGCUGAUCAUGGCAUCGAUCUCAGCCUUAAGUUAUAAAAAUUUUUGCAAGAUACAAAAAAAUCACUAGGUUAUCUGUCUUAUGUAACUUCUGAUAUAUUAAUUAAAUUCCAUGCAACUAGAUUAGUUUGUGCUUCAUCAAUUUGCAGAAGACUAAUCAAGACUUAUUAA